This is a messenger RNA of Fragaria vesca subsp. vesca, 1021 nucleotides long. Its product is annotated as allene oxide cyclase 4, chloroplastic-like. Gene Ontology annotation, biological process: jasmonic acid biosynthetic process. The record is from RefSeq and is a predicted model, not a curated record. Lineage: Eukaryota; Viridiplantae; Streptophyta; Magnoliopsida; Rosales; Rosaceae. The transcript is spliced from 3 exons. Bases 217 to 771 code for a protein of 184 amino acids. Gene Ontology annotation, molecular function: allene-oxide cyclase activity.
CCCAGUUUCAUCACACCACCGCAUAUGGAGCACCAAAAACCAUUGUUUGACUCCACCGCCCAAUAAAACCACGUGCCCGAAUUGAUCACCAUCCUCUUAUCCUUCAAUUCCCUACCUCUAUAUAAACAUACUCCUCCAUCUUCACCUCCACCAAACCUUCUUACCCAGUUCAUUGACUUCAUUCCUUUCCUAAGAAAAUUAACCAUCAACCCUGCAAUGGCUUGCUCAAGCUCCCCAAGACCCACAAAAGUUCAAGAGUUCCAUGUGUAUGAGAUCAACGAACGAGACCGUUCGAGCCCGGCUUACCUCAGUCUAAGCCAGAAACCUGCACAUUCGCUCGGAGAUCUCGUUCCCUUCACUAAUAAAAUAUACACCGGAGACCUUGAGAAACGCUUGGGAAUUACAGCAGGACUUUGCAUUUUGAUAGAAAGCAAGCCGGAAAAGAAAGGCGACCGAUAUGAGGCCAUGUACAGCUUCUAUUUCGGGGACUAUGGUCACAUUUCGGUUCAAGGACCGUACUUGACUUACGAGGACACCAGCCUGGCCGUGACUGGUGGUUCGGGGAUAUUUGAAGGAGUGUAUGGACAUGUGAAGCUUCACCAGAUUGUGUUUCCGUUCAAGAUCUUGUACACUUUUUACUUGAAGGGGAUCGAGGACUUGCCUGAGGAGCUUACAGCUGGGAAGCUUGUGGAACCAAGCCCUAGUGUUCAGCCCAGCCCUGCUGCCAAGGCUUGUGAGCCCCAAGCUACUGUCUCUAAUUUCACAAACUAGUUCAUAGAUUCAUGGUGAUGGUGAUGAACUGAAGAUGAGAGGACAUGCAGUUAGAUGGAUUCCCUUCACCUUGUGUGGGUUUAUGACUUUAUGCUAUAAUAAUGCGAAUUUGAAGGCCAAUAAAUCAGUUUCACCUAUUUUUCUAAUGGUUUGAUCAUAUGAUAUUUGUCUACUUGAUAAACUGGUAACAAACCAGAGGAAUAGUGUUGUGCUUCAAAAUCUAAAAAACAGAGAAAAGUGGUUUAAAAUC